ACUUGCUUGAUCAGUGCUUGGCUCAUAAGAGUAAGUUAACUAUUAGGAUCUGAGAGGUGGUGCAUUUCUCCCAGAGGAAUAUAAAUGCAGCAGAUUACUGGACAGUGAAGGGACAGUAGACUGUGCACUGAUCUGUGGGGUUACAUGCCCAAAACUGUAUCUGGAUACAAUCUGAGGAUCUUGGGAUAUCCUUUCCUUGAGAUCUGAUUAGCAUCAGACCUGUGGACUGACUGUACCUACCGGGACCAGUGUACCUCUGACUGACAGACAGAUCCUGCAAAAGUAAAGUCAAGCAAACAGCCCAAUAUGGCUGCAAAACGGGGGAGAACUAAUUACCAUGUGGACAGAGACAUACUGGACGAGGCAAGCCUGGAGGAACUCGCCCAGAAGCUGCACUCAUCUAAGAAGCCCUGCCUCGUGGACCGGCUCAAACACUCAUGCAGGUGCUCGCUGCCUCAGCUGAAGCGCAGGGUGGUGGGUUGCCUGCCUGUGCUUUACUGGCUGCCACGCUAUUCCAUCUGGGACUAUGGCAUGGGUGACCUUAUCGCCGGUAUUAGUGUGGGAAUCAUGCAACUGCCACAGGGCAUGGCCUAUGCACUUUUGGCGUCCUUACCCCCUGUUUUUGGCCUCUAUACCUGCCUGUACCCCGUACUGAUAUAUUUCUUCUUUGGGACAUCCCGACAUAUCUCCAUAGGACCGUUUGCGGUGCUCAGUAUCAUGGUGGGCAGUGUGGUGGAACAAUUAGCCCCUGACCAAAAAUUUCUCAUAAUGAACGGCACCAACCUGACUAGCAUUGUGGACGAAGCAGCCCGGGACAGCUACCGGGUCAAGGUGGCUGCUACCACCACUGUCUUGGGAGGGAUCAUCCAGGUUGUCCUCGGUCUGGUCCGGUUUGGCUUUGUGGGCACUUAUCUGUCCGAACCCCUGGUCCGGGGUUACACCUCAGCUGCUGCCUGUCACGCAGUCGUGGCACAGCUGAAAUACAUCUUUGGUUUGUCACCCAGGCGGUUCAAUGGACCUCUGUCACUGGUGUAUGUGCUGGUGGACAUCUGCUCCCAGCUGCACCAGAUUCAUGUGCCCACACUCGUGGUCAGUUCAGUGUCCCUGGUGACUCUCUUCUCUGCCAAGGAACUCAAUUCCGCCCUUGCCAAAAAGCUGCCUGUUCCGAUUCCUGUGGAACUCAUCUCCAUUGCCGUGGCAACCCUGCUGUCCAGCUAUACCUACCUGAACCAGAACUACGCAAUUGGUGUAGUGGGGGAGAUCCCCAGUGGGCUGAUCCCUCCCAGCACACCGCAGGUCAGUCUCUUCCAUGAGGUGAUCGGAGAUGCUUUUGCACUGGCCGUUGUGGGCUAUGCCAUUUCCGUCUCUCUGGGCAAGACCUUUGCCAUCAAGAACGGGUACAAGGUGGACACCAACCAGGAGCUUGUAGCUCUGGGCCUCAGCAACAUAACGGGGGGCUUUUUCCACUGCUACUCUGUCGGCUGCUCCAUGUCCCGGAGCCUCGUUCAGCUGACCACAGGGGGAAAGACACAGAUUGCUGGGGUAGUUUCUGCUUUGAUAGUGCUGAUCGCUAUACUGAAGCUGGGGCCCCUGUUUCAAGAGCUGCCCAAGGCGGUUCUCUCGGCUAUUGUGCUAGUCAACCUGAAGGGCAUGUUCAAGCAGUUCUAUGACAUCAUCACACUGUGGAAGACCAGCAAGGUCGAUUUGCUGGUAUGGCUGGUCACCUGGAUGUUCACCUUGCUGUUCCACCUGGACAUGGGUCUUGCAGCUUCCAUCAUGUUUGCCCUGUUGACGGUCAUCUUCAGGACCCAGCUUCCAAAGUACUCUGUCCUGGGCCAGAUUCCAGGAACCGAGAUCUACUUGGACAUGGAAAAAUACAAGGAGGCACAGGAGAUUCCCGGUGUCACUAUCUUCCAGUCGUCCGCCACAGUGUACUUUGCCAAUGCUGACCUGUACUUGGAGGCCCUCAAAGAAAAGAGCGGGAUCAAUAUCAGCAAAAUGAUCACGUACAAGAGGAGGCAGGAGGCGAAACAGAGACGAAGGGAAAAGAGAGCGGAGAGGCGGGCCAAGAGGGAGGCCAAGAGACAGAAAGCAGCCAUGAAAGCUGCAGAAGGCAACACAGUGGUGUUUUCCGUUGAAGAGGAGGUGGUCCACUGGAGAGAGGAUGACAGGCAGGAUGGUUUGACAAGGGAGGAGCAGGAGCAAGACUUCACCAUGCGAGAGAACGGCACCGUGUUCGUCAUCCCCGAACUGCAAAGAGAGCACGGCAGCUGGGAGUACCUGAAGGGCGGGGACCCAGAACUGGGAAUGUUGGGAUCUGUCUCCGAGCUGGAUGGGGACACCACUACCUUGGCCUCCAGCUGUGAUGACACUCUAAGCAGGGAUCUUGAGCAGAUCUCUCUGGGAUCACUAGGGAAGUGGACUUGGGACAUCCAUUCCAUCAUCCUGGACCUUUCCACUGCCAACUUCAUAGACACGGUGGCCAUUAAGACCAUGAAAAAUAUAUUCCAGGACUUUGGAGAGAUUGAUGUGGAUGUGUAUAUGGCUGGUUGUCAGGCCACUGUGGUGGAGCAGCUGGAGACCGGGGACUUCUUCUAUGAUUCCAUCACCAAGAGCCACCUCUUUGCCACAGUCCAUGAUGCCGUGCUGUACUGCCUUCGAAAACGCGGAGCAUCUGCAGCAUCCAGUUACGAUUGUAUCCUGGAUACAUCAUGCAGUACCAAAAUGUGACUGAUUGAAGAGGCUAUUACAGCAGCAUAUGAGUUUCUUCAGUUCUGUCAUUCCGUCUCAAUACAGGGAAAAGCCCUUCUUCUUCCUAUCUACCAAAGUAGAUAUUUGGUAGUUUAACUUUCAAGAACUGGAGUAUGGCAGGUCCUUCCUCCAAAUAUGGCUUUAAAUAUACUCUAUAUAUCUCUGUGUUGGGCAAAGAUAUUAUUUUUAUAUUUUAAAUUAUUUUAAGUUGUUAAUAUAUUGGUUGGAUUAUCUAGAUAUUUCAAUUUGAUAAAGCAGUUGGUCCUUUUUUGAAUAAUUAGCAGUGUAAAGGACUCCUCUAAUUGUUUAGCAAAACACGCACAAAAUAACUACCAUGAUCUACAUAGUAACCAAGUGAUCCAACUUCUGUCAGCUGUGCCAUUUACACUCGUUUAGCUGUGAUCUUGACCCUUACAGUAUGCAUGCAGUGGACUCCUCACCUGCUUCACCACCGCAUGUGUUACAUCUUGGGCUGUUAUGACUCCGCUGUACUGUUUAAUAAAACCUGAGAACACUUUUUUUUAUACUGUCUGGGAGCUUUAGCAAGCAGAAUCAUGGUCUGAAUCCACUGCUGUGCCAAACAUGUUUGCUUUACCAUGAGGAGCUCUAUAAACUCUGUAUAGGCCACUCAAUCACAUGUUGAUUACUUUUUUUUUUCUUAAUGCAUAACAAUCCCCUAAUCCAUGAAUCUCCAUCUAGUCCUUAAACAAUUGGCAUGAAUUAAAUAAAAUCCACAUAGCCUGGUUAAAGUCUUUCCUGUUUCUCUUAAACAUGGGCCUGGCCGAUAAACCGAUAGCCAAGCCAUCCAAUAAAGAUUGACCCAAUCCAGCAAAACUCAAAAUUAAUGAGUAUAAUAAAAUUCAGUCCACGAGAAAUCCACGCAGUAAUAAUCCAUAGAGAAUUCAGAAAGGCUAGGAAGAAUGUGAGUGGUGGAUUUAUGUCAGCAGUGACUAAAAUAACCGGGCUUUCUGCCAAUCGCAGUAUUCUGAGAAUGGACAACCUAUGUACACCAAACACACAGCAAGGUUUAUCAAGUUAGCGGAUCAGCCCACAUUCUACUGUUCUGGCAAAACAGAUGAAUCAAGUGAGAGAAAAGCAUCCCCCAGUGGAAACUUCAAUGUUGGUGUCAGAAGCCACGCCGUCUUUUUAAAAGAGAGAUAUUGUGGAUAAAGCAGUUAAAAAGACGUCGGUGGUGUGGUGAUAUUGUGGCAAUUUAAGGAAGCUUAUGACACACAACAGACUGCUGCUGUGUACUGUAAUCUCUGCCAACUAAAAACUUGUCCAGCUAAA
Molecule: messenger RNA, 4041 nt
Organism: Paramormyrops kingsleyae
Lineage: Eukaryota; Metazoa; Chordata; Actinopteri; Osteoglossiformes; Mormyridae
Gene: slc26a6l1
Product: solute carrier family 26 member 6, like 1
Biological process (GO): transmembrane transport
Cellular component (GO): membrane
Source: RefSeq, a predicted model, not a curated record